CAAAAAUUGACAUCUGAGUCAGCAAGAAGCACACACUCUCCUGGGCCGGAUUUUUCGCCUUUGCUUGUCUGGAACUUCGUGAUCUUUUCAAGACCCGACAACACCAUCACCAAAUUCCGCCCUCCACGACAACCACACCGGCAAAAUGGGUCACCCAGCGGGUCUUCGCGCGGGAACGCGCUAUGCGUUCAGCAGAAACUUCCGUGAGAAGGGUAUGAUCAAGCUCUCCACGUACCUCCGCGAGUACCGGGUUGGCGACAUUGUCGACAUCAAGGCCAACGGUGCCGUCCAGAAGGGUAUGCCUCACAAGGUCUACCACGGCAAGACCGGUGUCAUCUACAACGUCACCAAGUCUGCCGUCGGUAUCAUCAUCUACAAGAAGGUGAAGCACCGCUACCUCGAGAAGCGCAUCAACAUCCGCAUCGAGCACAUUUCGCCCUCCCGUUCGAGAGAUGACUUCCUUCGCCGCGUCAAGGAGAACGCCGCCCUCAAGAAGAAGGCCCAGGCCGAGGGCAAGCCCCUUCAGCUCAAGCGUCUCCCCCUCAUGCCCCGCGAGGCCCGCACCGUCGACUUCAAGGAGAACAAGCCUGAGACUGUCACUCCCCUCCCUUACGAGACGACGAUUUAGAGUGUCUUUUGGGGGGUUUGGCGGUUCUUCUUUUGCAUGGGGUGUUUACGUGAGGAACGAAAAGGAUUUCUAGCAUGGAAAGGCAUCACGUUUUCGGCAACGUCCAUAGGGAAUGGAAACAAAAAAAACCAAUGGCACUUCAUCGUUCACACCUGUAUGAGGGAUUGUCACCCGUGCGACUCGUUGGCCGCUACGUAAUCAUAUCACGAUGCUUCGGGGCUGUUGCUCUGCUGGUGGUAUGGCACGGGUUCCGGUGUCAAGGUGUUAAGUGCGUGUCUGUUCGUGGGAAACACGGUCAUUCCGGGCGCCUUUGAAAGGCAGGCGAAUAGUUUGCCCAUCGGGCCUUCAUCAGAUACCCCAGUCAAACGAAGAACGAGACCUUACGAAAUGCAUCAAUCGUACUGAUGUGCUAAUUGUUACUGGGUGACGUUUUCUACAAUAUUUCUGAAGAAUGGCCACCAUCCGCAACAGCAGGUACUU
Molecule: messenger RNA, 1108 nt
Organism: Colletotrichum destructivum
Lineage: Eukaryota; Fungi; Ascomycota; Sordariomycetes; Glomerellales; Glomerellaceae
Product: Putative large ribosomal subunit protein eL21
Exons: 3
Coding region: 146-628 (160 amino acids)
Biological process (GO): translation
Cellular component (GO): ribosome; cytosolic large ribosomal subunit
Molecular function (GO): structural constituent of ribosome
Source: RefSeq, a predicted model, not a curated record